This is a messenger RNA of Lottia gigantea (owl limpet), 642 nucleotides long. RefSeq lists its product as hypothetical. The record is from RefSeq and is a predicted model, not a curated record. The transcript is spliced from 3 exons. The annotation marks the transcript as partial. NCBI's taxonomy places the organism in Eukaryota, Metazoa, Mollusca, Gastropoda, Lottiidae.
CUCUUAAUUACAGACACGCUAGUCCGGACUCCCCUACUCUUACUUACAGACACGCUAGUCCGGACUCCCCUACUCUUAUUUACAGACACGCUAGUCCGGACUUCCCUAAUCUUACUUACAAACACGCUAGUCCGGACUUCCCUACUCUUACUUACAGACACGCUAGUCCAGACUCCCCUACUCUUACUUACAGACACACUAGUCCGGACUCCCCUACUCUUACUUACAGACACACUAGUGGCGGUUGGCCAAGUGUGUAUUUUAUUAGUGCUGUCAUUUGUUAAGUUGUCUGUUAUUUCUUUAUUGAUUUACUUCCUAAUCUUACUUACAGACACGCUAGUCCGGACUCCCCUACUCUUAAUUACAGACACGCUAGUCCGGACUCCCCUACUCUUACUUACAGACACGCUAGUCCGGACUCCCCUACUCUUACUUACAGACACGCUAGUCCGGACUCCCCUACUCUUACUUACAGAAACACUAGUCCGGACUUCCCUACUCUUACUUACAGACACACUAAUCCAGACUUCCCUACUCUUACUUACAGACACGCUAGUUCAGACUUCCCUACUCUUACUUACAGACACGCUAGUCUGGACUUCCCUAAUCUUACUUACAGACACACUAGUCCGGACCUCCUAA